CAACGGCUCAAUCGGCCACACGGAGGCAUAAUUGAAUGCCGCGCAUCCUCCGUAUAGUAAAACCAUAAAAAAGUGGGCCCAGCGGUGCGGUUGCUGAGCCAUAUCAGUUCCUGUGCAAGCAGUGCUUCAGUUCUGGAGGGGAGUGGAGUGGGGACUGUCUGGUCGCCGUUUUGAGCUUUCUUUCUCGCGUUUUAUGCUCUUUCUUUCUCUCUCUCUCUCUAUCCAAUCUAUGUUAAUUUCUAGUGACCUUUCGCUUAUCAUCCGAUAGAAAUUCCGAUCCUCUGGUUUCCAAUUCAUCAAUCUCAUAACUCUCUCACUUUCUCUCACUCUCUCUGGCAUUGUGUGAAUAAGCUUUUUCGAUCGUAAACUGAGAGUGGCUUUUGCACUUGAGGCGCACUGAGACAGCAGCUCAAGCGUCGACUGAGUCAGAGAUCGUUAUAGUUCUCUGGCAGAUCUGGAUUCUGGAGGAGCUCGAACCCUUCGCGUUCUUGCGUAAAUUUUGGAAAUGCUUGAAGCCUAAGCCCAGAAACGUCAGAUAGAGCGCGUGCUUCUUGACGGUGUUUGCAGCAGCGAAGGACGGACGGCGAGACAGCUCCAUUUCAGCGCAAGCAGAGACAGGCAGACAAAUAAAGAGCCCUAAUUUCUCAUUUUGUCCGCUCAAGACCAUGAUUUGAGGUUUUGAGAUUUGUUUGAAAAGUGAACCCCUUGAUCCUAAUGAAGGUUUAUACGCUUCUUUCUUCUUUUUGUGCCAUCAUUUCUAGAAGCAAGUUCUGUGAUCUCUAUAAGACUACCAAUGUGUUGGCUGUGAAAUUAAUGAAGCUGCAAUUGAUAGCUGCACUUGCUUCUAGCUUGAUUUGGAUAGAGCAUAUUUCACUGAUCAGUUUUGUUGGGACUGGAAUUAAUGAAGCUACAACUUAAAGUUGCCCUCACUUGCCUUAUUUGGUUGAUCUGGUCUCAGAAAAUUCUUUGUGAUGAGCUUUCUAAUAAUUCUGGAUUAAACAAAUGGACAUGUAUAUGUACUGCAUAUCAAGGAAAUCAGAGUUAUGCUCUUGCAAAUAACUGCUCUACAUCCUGCGAUUGUAAUCCUGCUGCAGGAGAGCCAAGCGGAGGUAGAUGGACAUGCACUUGUGCUGCUGAUGGACUUCCUAAAGUAGUGGCUAAUGGUCAUGAUCCAAGCUGUUUUAGAGCCUGCAACUGCACUUUUGGAUCCCUCAGUGAGGCUUCUGCCUCAAAGAAGCAUAUUUCUGGAAAAGUUAUUGUGAUCAUCCUCUUACUAUGUGUCAUACUCACUACAUCUGCGUUUAUUGCUUCGGUGGCAUGCUAUGUCUGUCGAAGAGACAAGCGCCCUACUCAACCACCAGUAUUUUCAUCAGAUAAAGAAACAAGUUACAAUAGUGCUGCCAACUUAAUAAGCCAGAAGACUACUUCAGUGCCAGAAUCCAAAAUUAAUAUAGACUCCUCCAUUAAUCAUAUCUCAGGGUGCUUCCACAAGGCUUCUUUCUUAUUUAGGAAAAACACACGAACCAUAGGCGAAACAGUAAUCACUUUUUCACUCUCAGAAUUGGAAAAUGCAACCAAUAGGUUCUCAAAUCUUAAUCUAAUAGGACUUGGGGGAAGCAGUUAUGUUUAUCGUGGUCAGCUCAAAGAUGGUAGAACUGUGGCUGUUAAGCGAUUAAAAGCCAAGGAAGGGUCAGAAGCAGACUCUGUUUUCUUAAGAGAAAUUGAACUGUUAUCAAGACUUCAUCAUUGUCACGUGGUGCCUUUGCUUGGCUACUGCUCCGAAUCCCAAGGAAAACAUGCUGAGAGGUUGUUGGUGUUUGAGUACAUGUCCAAUGGUAAUCUGAGAGAUUAUUUAGAUGGGGUUUCUGGGAAAUACAUGGACUGGGGUACUCGUGUUGCAGUUGCACUUGGAGCUGCAAGGGGCUUGGAAUAUCUCCAUGAAGCGGCUGCACCAAGAAUUUUGCAUAGAGAUGUUAAAUCCACGAACAUUCUUCUGGAUGAGAAUUGGCAAGCUAAAAUAACUGAUCUUGGCAUGGCCAAGUGCAUAAGAACUGACGGUAUUCCCAGCUGUUCCAGUUCACCAGCUAGAAUGCAAGGAACUUUUGGUUAUUUUGCACCAGAGUAUGCAAUAGUUGGGAGGGCUUCUCUUAAGUCGGAUGUUUUUAGUUUCGGGGUAGUUCUCCUUGAGCUGAUCAGUGGUCGGAAACCCAUACAUAAAUCAUCUGAUAAAGGACAAGAAAGUCUUGUUAUAUGGGCUACUCCUCGUUUGCUGGAUAGUAGGCGAGUGAUUGCAGAUUUGCCUGACCCACAUUUGAAAGGGGCUUUUCCAGAAGAAGAGAUGCAGAUAAUGGCUUACUUGGCAAAGGAGUGCCUUUUGCUGGAUCCUGAUUCUCGCCCAACAAUGAGUGAGGUUGUUCAAAUUCUUUCGACCAUUGCUCCAGAAAAUUUUGGGAGGAGGAACUUUCCAGUAAAAUUUAUUCAGCAUUCAUUUACUUGCGCCAUGAAAAGUGGAAUAGGAAUGGAAAGGCUUGCAAAACAAGUUGAAGGUCUUGUUGAUGCAGAGGAGCUCAGGCCACCCAUCGCAAAUGGAUGGUCUCCUCGAUCUUCAUUGCCAUUACACAUAGACCGUACGCUUGGUCUUGGAAACAACGGGAAAGAAGCACAUACUGUUUCAACCCAGUAUAUGGAGGGAUUGAUGCUCAUGGCAUCAAAAUUUGGAAGUUGGCGUGCCCAAGAUGACGAAAGAGUGGACUUAACAGAGCCCUGGUUUGAAUCAUUCCAUAUGGCUAAUUUUAAGCCCUCCUGAUAUAAUUAUAAUUUGAUCUUCAUCUCUGAUCUGUGCUGUCAUAAAAUGGACCCAAAACAUGGGUCAGGAAGCAGGUAUUAUGGUUGCUCUAGCUUAUUUUGGCGAACUUAGUGGGGAAGCAUGUAUAUAUUCCAGCAGUGCUUGUUUUUUGACAUAAAUCUAUUUUAAAAGUAGAAACAACAGGUUGAAAUUUUACACCACAGGUUAUUUUGUUUAAUUCAUAUGUUUGUUUGCUGACGUAAUUUUUUGUUAGUGUAAAUGGAAAAUUAUAGAAAGUUCAAGUUUGUAUUGUAGUUUGUGGAUGAAAAUCUGCUUCAGGCAGGCUUAACAUUGAAAGCAUAAUACCAAAAAAGAAAAGAAAAGGUUGGAUAUUUGAUCAA
Messenger RNA from Malania oleifera, 3186 nucleotides. Its product is annotated as receptor-like serine/threonine-protein kinase NCRK. The transcript has 12 exons. Gene Ontology annotation, molecular function: protein kinase activity; ATP binding. Gene Ontology annotation, biological process: protein phosphorylation. The coding region runs from base 902 to 2806 and encodes 634 amino acids. The record is from RefSeq and is a predicted model, not a curated record. Lineage: Eukaryota; Viridiplantae; Streptophyta; Magnoliopsida; Santalales; Ximeniaceae.